Chiloscyllium plagiosum (whitespotted bambooshark) is the source of this 3362-nucleotide messenger RNA. RefSeq names its product rap1 GTPase-activating protein 2. Gene Ontology annotation, biological process: regulation of small GTPase mediated signal transduction. Gene Ontology annotation, cellular component: cytoplasm; plasma membrane. Lineage: Eukaryota; Metazoa; Chordata; Chondrichthyes; Orectolobiformes; Hemiscylliidae. The record is from RefSeq and is a predicted model, not a curated record. Gene Ontology annotation, molecular function: GTPase activator activity.
CUACUGAGCAGUUCGCAGUGUUGCUGUCCUCAGAAGCGAACAACUUCUGCGAGAGGGCAGGGAGGAGGUGCAGGGUUUGUACAGGAGCAAGUUCACCUCCCUGAGCAAAUGUGCUUGAGGGAUGUUGCAGCCGACAGCAGCGGUCGGGGAUUGUGUGCGACUCGCUGAUACAUUAAAAUCUACCGGGGAAGAAAUAAGGAGGGAACAAGUUCACACUGCCUACUCCGGACAGACUCAAACCUUGGGCGAGAGGAGCAGCUGCAGUUGUCAGGUAGCCAGCCAGGUGACUUGAAGGUCACUGGAGGUGGAGGAGAGAGAGAGAGAGAGACAGAAAUAUAAAAACACCUGACGUGCAGAGGAGUCCGGGGAGCAGUGCCAGCGGGCAGCUGCCGGGCGAGGGAGAAGCUGGUUCACACUCAGGAUCCUGCUGCUAGCCGGGACAGACGGAGCAGGGAGCUGCAGAGUUCCUGCGCUCACACACCAUGGCUGAGAGAAGUGAGAAGGUGCCCUCGAAAAAGGCAGGCCUUCGAGCAGCAGUGGUCCUGAUAGGGUUACUGCACAGAUCCCGAAAGGAAAAGGACAGACGGAGACAAGAGAUGGCAAAUGGGUCCAAUACAAGCGCCCUCGAACCACACUUAUCACCACCUCACACAGCUCCACCAUCCACUCGGUCAACAGAAUUCUUUGAAAUGCUGGAUAAGAUGCAGACUCUAAAAUUUGAUGAGCAGAAGGACAAGAGCAACAGGCAGAAGGAUGAUUACAUCCCCUAUCCCAGUAUUGAUGAGGUCAUCGAGAAAGCGGGGCCAUAUCAGUCCAUUAUCCUCCCUCAGUUUGGUGGGUACUGGAUUGAAGGAAUGGAUACCAUUAAUACCCCAACAUCAUCCGAAAGUAGUUUCUGCGAGGAGGAUGUGGUAGAGAGCCUGAGUCCCAGCACCUUUGGGUACAAGCUGGAAUGCAACAGUACUGCCAGAGCUUACAGGAAGCACUUUCUCAAUAAGGAGCAUUUGAAUUUUUAUACCUCAUGCGGUGUUCUGGGAAACCUGGUCAUUUCAGUCAAGUAUGAAGAUACUGAUGGGCAAGAAUAUCUGAGGAUCAUACUCAGGUCCAAAUCGAAAACAAUCCACGAGCGACUCCCUCUCGAUGGAGUAUCCCGAAUUCCCAGUAUUCCACUGAUAGCAAAGCUUCUCUGUGAUGACCUGACCUGUGUGAAAUUCUCCCCCGUACUUUAUCCUAAGGGAUCCAAGUUCAUAGUGGCAUAUGAUGAACAUGAGAUCAAUAACAACUUCAAGUUUGGUGUCAUUUAUCAGAAGGUCAGACAGACCACUGAAGCCGAGUUAUUUGGCAACAAUGAGGAAAGCCCUGUUUUUAAGGAAUUCUUGAAUUUACUCGGAGACACAGUUGAGCUCAAGGAUUUUAAAGGUUUCCGAGGAGGCCUUGAUGUUGCCCAUGGUCAAACAGGGUCAGAGUCUGUCUACACCAUCUUCAAAGAUAGAGAGAUUAUGUUCCAUGUUUCUACAAAGCUGCCGUUUACAGAAGGGGACUCUCAGCAGCUGCAAAGAAAACGGCACAUCGGGAAUGACAUUGUGGCAAUUGUAUUUCAAGAGGAAAACACACCGUUUGUUCCAGAUAUGAUUGCUUCUAAUUUCCUUCAUGCAUACAUUGUGGUACAAGUGGAGACUUAUUGUGCAGAUAUAACUACUUACAAGGUUGCUGUCACUGCCCGAGAGGGUGUUCGUCAAUUUGGGCCCCCACUGCCCAGCCCACCAGUGUUUAAAAAGGGCCCUGAAUUCAGAGAGUUUCUACUCACAAAGCUCAUCAAUGCGGAAACGGCUUGUUACAAGUCUGAGAAGUUUGCAAAGCUGGAGAAUCGCACACGAGCAGCACUGCUGGACAACUUGCACGAUGAGCUCCACAAUCAGACACAGGCAAUGUUGGGACUGGGCUCUGACGAAGAUAAGAUGGAAAAUGGCGGUCAUGGAGGAUUCCUGGAGUCUUUCAAGAGGGCUCUCCGUGUCCGCAGCCACUCAAUGGAGACCAUGGUGUCAGGUCACAAGAAGCAUCACAGCGGAGGGUUGCCGGGCAGCCAGAGUGGUGGGAUCUCUCACAAUGUGGUAGACAUCAUCAAGCACCCUCCUAAUCAGCAAGUAAAACUUCUGAAGAGUCCAGGGAAAAGGAGAUCAGCUGUCUUCCCUCGACCCCAUACAAGCUCAGACAGUCAGUUGGAUGGGAGACCACGCUGUGAAAGUCUUUCGAGUUUGUCAAAGACAGCUGAGAGUGGUCAGAUCUCAUCGGACAUCAGACGGGAAGCAUCGUCGAAUCCAAGCUCUCCUGAAAUGGGUCCCAACAAAGACAGGAUCUGCAGCAAACUCAAGGAGAAUGGCAAGAGCAACAUCUCCCGUUCUUCAUCAAGCACAAGUAGCUUUAGCAGCACGGCUGGUGACAAUGAAGCUCUGGAGGACUAUGAGUCCAGUGCAGGGAAUCAGCCAUCCAUAGCAUCUCCUUUCCGACAAGAAGUCUUUGUCUACAGCAAUGAAAACCAAAGCAGCCCAAACCAAAUGAGCUUGUGCAAGAGCCCCACAGAUACAGCCAAGAGUAAAACCUCUCCAAGAACUACUUUAAAAUUCAGAUUUGAUAAACUCCAUCACAGCUCAAACCAGCAGGGUCACUAACAAGAAUCAGUGCCCCACCUGGCAUUAUGCACUUGUAAGUGAACACCAUUUCAGGGAUAAUCCGGCUGACAGUAAAGGCGCCCUUCAUUCCCUCCAACAGCUAGUGGAAACUUCCAUUCACUGCAAAUGUAGCUACAGCCGGUUCACCUUGAGCUGCACCCGUCCUUUCUGCAUCUGAAACACACCUUCCUGUGUCCUGGGAGGCUGGAAAUCACCAGGAAAUUCUGUCCUACAUCUGCUGUUACAGGGGUUCAGGUAGUCCACUCCAGCUUCAUGGCAGGCCUAUUCAGGGCCCACUCGGAGAUGUGUUACUGUCAGGGUUUAGGUAAUUCAGCAGUCUAAUGCAUGUACACUGUAGAAGGUAUGGAUAAUCUUCAAUGUCCCCUGUUUCCUUCCCUUGCCUGGUGCUGCAGCCUCUUGAAAAGAAGCGUUCUAUGGGCACCUCGCUGGUGAGGUACUGUUUCAAAAGCAUUAAGCUUGCUUCUUUGCAGCUUAUGAUGGGAUGUACCUGGGACAGAUAUAUUGAAAGAGAUUCUGCAUAUCCUAAAAACAGACCUCCUAGAGGUCUCCAAGCCCACUGGGAAAACAUUUGAGGUGAUCUCACUGCCUCCUGUCCAAGGACAGAGGGCAACAAAACCAGGAGACCUCAGGGAUAUCAAUCUUCAAACACAUCCUCCCUUGUCUAGUCAUUCU